Messenger RNA from Saimiri boliviensis boliviensis (Bolivian squirrel monkey), 2512 nucleotides. NCBI's taxonomy places the organism in Eukaryota, Metazoa, Chordata, Mammalia, Primates, Cebidae. The record is from RefSeq and is a predicted model, not a curated record.
GAGAGGCCAUAGGUGUCUGGCAUGGGCCUCCCCAUCGUGCCUGACCUGCUGCUGCCACUGGGAGGCUCAUCCUCACCCUGGCCAGAGGUCCCCGUAAAGCUUCCUUCAAAGCUGUCUGGGUCUGGCGUCCUCCAGUGCUUCAUCCUGACUCUGUCUCUGCCGGUUGACUCUGCCUCAAGCGCCCUGGAUGGGAUCCAAAGUGCCAGUGACCUUAGAUGGCCCGAUGUCUUCUUCGGGGAAAGGAACCACACUUUCAGGAUUGGGAAGUUCUUCCCAUCACCACCCCAAGCCCUUCCUGUUGCCCUGGACGCCCCAGUCCUAUUUCAGGGGAGGUGGCACGGUGUUGGCUGGCGUGGGCUGGGAAAGGUUGCAGUCCUCUGAGCGGGGGGUGCACACCUCCGCACGCCAGGGCUGGGGCUGCUGCCAUGCUUGUUCUGUUUGGCUUCGCAUGUUUGCGGCUGAGGCUUGGGCUUCCGGGCCUGGGCAGCUGCAGCUGCAGCGUCUCCCCGUGGCUGACUCAGGGCGUGACCGGCCUCCUACUCGGAAAUGUGGAGCUGGAGAGGCUGGGCAGCUGUGGGCUGCCCGGCCCUCCUUCUCUGGCCUGGGGUUUCUGUGACCUGGUGCUCCUGGUGCUGUUGGUGGGAAUAUACCCCUCAGGGGUUGUUGGACUGGUCCCUCACCUCGGGGACAAGGAGAAGAGAGAUAGUGCGUGUCCCCAGGGAAAAUAUAUCCACCCUCAGAAUAAUUCUGUUUGCUGUACCAAGUGCCACAAAGGAACCUACUUGUACAACGACUGUCCAGGCCCGGGGCAGGACACGGACUGCAGGGAGUGUGAGAGAGGCUCUUUCACCGCUUCAGAGAACCACCUCAGACACUGCCUCAGCUGCUCCAAAUGCCGAGAGGAAGUGGGCCAGGUGGAGAUAUCUCCUUGCACAGUGGACCGGGACACCGAGUGUGGCUGUGGGAAGAACCAGUACCGGCAUUAUUUUAAUGAAAACUUUUUCCAGUGUGUCAACUGCAGCCUCUGCCUCAAUGGCACCAUACUUAUCCCCUGCCAGGAGAAACAGAACACCGUGUGCGACUGCCAUGCCGGGUUCUUUCUAAGUGAAAACAAGUGUGUCUCCUGUAGUAACUGUAAGAAAGACCUAGACUGCACGAAGUUGUGCCUGCCCCCGACUGACAAUGUUAAGCGCCCUGAGGACCCAGGCACCACAGUGCUGUUGCCCCUGGUCAUCUUCUUUGGUCUUUGCCUUUUAUCCCUCCUCUUCAUUGGUUUAAUGUAUCGUUAUCAACGGUGGAAGCCCAAGCUCUACUCCAUUGUUUGUGGGAAAUCAACACCUAAAAAAGAGGGGGAGCUUGAAGGAACUACUUCUAAGCCCCUGGCCCCAACCCCAAGCUUCAGUCCCACUCCAGACGCAUCUCCAUCCCUGGGCUUCAGUCCCAUGCCCAAUUCCAUCUUCACCUCCAGCUCCAUCUAUACCCCUGGUGACUGUCCCAACUCCGCGGCUCCCCACAGAGAGGUGGCAUCACCCUACCAGGGUGCUGACCCCGUCUUGUCCCCAGCCCUCGACUCUGCCCUCAUCCCCACCCCGCUUCAGAAGUGGGAGGACAGCGCUCACAAGCCACAGAGCGUAGACACCGACGACCCCGCGACGCUGUAUGCCGUGGUGGACGGUGUGCCCCCGCUGCGCUGGAAGGAGUUCGUGCGGCGCCUAGGGCUGAGCGACCACGAGAUCGAGCGGCUGGAGCUGCAGAACGGGCGCUGCCUGCGAGAAGCGCACUACAGCAUGCUGGCGGCCUGGAGGCGGCGCACGCCGCGGCGCGAGGCCACGCUGGAGCUGCUGGGCCGCGUGCUCCGCGACAUGGACCUGCUGGGCUGCCUGGAGGACAUCGAGGAGGCGCUGUGCGGCCCCGCCACCCUCCCGCCCGCGCCUGAUCUUCUCAGAUGAGGCUGCGCCCCCGUGGACAGCUCGAAGGACGGUCGCUGCGAAACCCCCUUCUGGAGAGGAGGGGUGCUGGAGGAGCGGGCAGGAGCUGGCAGCCGCCUGCUUGGUGCUACCCUCUAGAUGUACAUGGCUUUUCUCAGCGGUCCGAGCGUCGCCGACAGUCAGCGCUGUGCGCUGCGUUCGUGCAGAGAGGUGUGCCUGCCGCGGGCCCAAGAGCCCGGGAGAGGCAGAGCGUGCCAAGAGCCUGAGUGGGUAGUUUCGGGGAUGAGGGGCGCUAUGCCUCAUGUCUGUUUUGGGUAUUCUCACCAGCAAGACUGCUCGGGGACCCCUGGUUUCUCUCUGAGCCUUUUUCAUACAUAAGCAGUCUUUUUUUUUUUUUUUUUAAAGCAAUCAUGUUACACUAAUAGAAACUUGGCGCUCUUGUGCCCUCUGCCUAGACAAGCACAGAGCAGGAUGAACUGUCCCAAGGCAGGGGUGAACACAGAACAAUGGGGCCUCCAGUCGGAGCUGUGGACUUCUGUAAAUGCACUAAAUCUCGGAAAUUAAAGCUCUGCUCUUGGAGAGAA